Punctularia strigosozonata HHB-11173 SS5 is the source of this 1287-nucleotide messenger RNA. Its product is annotated as glycoside hydrolase family 71 protein. NCBI's taxonomy places the organism in Eukaryota, Fungi, Basidiomycota, Agaricomycetes, Corticiales, Punctulariaceae. The record is from RefSeq and is a predicted model, not a curated record. Gene Ontology annotation, molecular function: glucan endo-1,3-alpha-glucosidase activity. The transcript is spliced from 7 exons. The coding region runs from base 1 to 1287 and encodes 428 amino acids.
AUGCAUAUCCCGAGACAGUUGCUCGGAGAUGGAGGCUCAGCAGCUAGUCCUGCUACCUCAGCCGUGAAGGCGGUGGUUGCCCACUUCAUCGUCGGAUUCACAAUCUCUUACAGUCAAGCUGAUUGGCUUAAUGAUAUUACACAAGCUAGUGCUAUGGGUAUAGAUGCCUUCGCUCUCAAUUUCGGGUCGGAUCCGUGGCAGCCAAAUCAAAUCGCCAAUGCAUACGCCGCAGCUGCAGCACACGGAUCGAGCUUUAAGCUCUUCCUUUCCUUCGACAUGACCUCCAUACCCUGCGCAUCAGCCGGUGACGCCGCGAACAUCGGACACGCGCUCAAUCAAUACGCAUCUCACCCCAGUCAAUUCUGGUACAAAGAUCGCCCGUACACCUCCACCUUCGGAGGCGAACGUUGCACCUUCGGUACUGGCGAUGUCAACUCUGGAUGGACAUCCGCUGUACGCAACGGCGUCUCGACCCCGUACUCAUUCGUGCCAGGCUUCUUCACGGAUCCGAACACGUUUGGCAGCUAUCCCGUGGUCGAUGGCGAAUUCAACUGGAACGGUGCUUGGCCGAUGUCUGGCUCCGACGAAACGUUCGACAGCGACGGAUCUUACAUCGCUAGCGACAACGGCAAACUCUUCAUGGCUGCAGCCAGCCCGUGGUUUUUCGCACACUACCCCUGGAAGAACGAGGUGUUCAGGAGCUCCGAUUGGCUUUGGAACACGCGCUGGGACCAGAUUAUAGCGCACAGAGACCAGGUCGACAUCGUGGAGAUCGUCACCUGGAAUGAUUACAGCGAGAGUCAUUAUAUCGGACCAGUUACAGCCGCUGCUUCCCCUCCAGGUGGUACAUACUGGCAAAACGGGUACGAUCACCAAGGUUGGCUCAACAUGGUGCCAUACUACGCGCAGGCUUUUAAGACGGGUGCUAACCCGACGAUCUCCACGGAUCACAUUUACAUUUGGAGCCGCCCUCACCCAGCCGACGCGACUGCCUGCUGCGACGGUAUUGGCAAACCCGCCAACGCGCAGUGGGAGUCGGACAACCUCUGGGCCGUCGUCUUCGCGUCUUCGACGGGAACGGUGACCCUCACAUCAGGGUCCAACGUGCAAUCGUUCGAGGUGCCGGCGGGAGUGACGAAGUUGCAGGUGCCGAGCGCGCCUGGCGGUAUUCGAGGGACUUUAACCCGGCUCGGCGCAGCCGUGGUGGACGUCAACCCGGGAGCUGCGUUCACGUAUACGCUGACGCCUCAGCAGUACAACUAUAACGCAUUUGUUGCUUGGGCUUAG